AUAAAUACUGAUUGAAAAAGCGAGGGCUUUUACUGCUCUUCAUCGCCGGAAUCCAUGGCUUCCGCCGGCGAGCUCCUCCUCCUCGCCGCGGCUGCUGUUCCGCCUGCCCAUUACCUUGUUGCUUUGCUUGUAUUCGUUGUCGCCUUCUUGUAUGACUUCCUUGAGUUUCAUUUCCUGCGAGAUCUCGUUCGCGGGCUUCGCGGCGAUGCGGUGGUGCUCACGUAUGGAAGUCCGUGUGAGUUAUAUCACGAUGUGGUCUCUAAGUGCCGGAUUCUUCACGGGAGGUAUUUGCCCACACCGUGGCUUUCGAGUCCACAUUUUCAGACCACGUUCCUGAAUUUCUUUGGUCGGCCACCGGCUGUCCGCUACCGAAGGCAGUUGUUCUCAGUGCGUGAUGGCGGGACAAUUGCUUUGGAUUGGAUCCUUGCUUCAGAUGCAAAAGGUUAUUCUCUCCACACUGAUGGGGGCAUUUCUAAAGAUGAUACAACACCUAUUAUGGUUGUAGUACCUGGACUCACUAGUGAUUCUGCUUCUGCUUAUAUAAAACAUCUUGCUCACACAGUGGCAAAGCAAGGAUGGCAUGUUGUUGUUAGCAACCAUCGGGGUUUGGGUGGUGUCUCCAUAACUUCUGACUGCCUUUAUAAUGCUGGAUGGACUGAAGAUUUGAGGGAAGUUGUGAACAACCUUAAUCAUGAACAUCCAAAGGCUCCUCUAUUUGCUGUAGGGACAAGCAUUGGUGCCAAUAUAUUGGUUAAGUAUCUCGCAGAAGAGGGGGAGAGCACUCCUGUUGCCGGUGCUGUUUCUGUUUGCUCUCCAUGGGAUCUAGUGAUUUGUGACAGGUUCAUUAAUCGUAAGCUUGUGCAACGAUUGUAUGACAGAGCCCUUGCAAUUGGUCUUCUAGGUUAUGCUAAACAACAUCAGCCUCUUUUGACUCGACUUGCAAACUGGGAAGGGAUUCAGAAGUCACGCACUGUAAGGGACUUUGACCACCAUGCAACUCGAAUUGUUGCUAAUUUUGAGACUGUUGAUACAUAUUACCGCCACUGCAGCAGUGCUCAAGUUGUUGGAAAUGUGUCAGUGCCCUUAUUAUGUCUCAGUGCUUUGGAUGAUCCAGUUUGUACAAGGGAAGCAAUUCCCUGGGAUGAAUGCAGGGCAAAUCACAACAUUGUAUUGGCCACCACUGCACAUGGAGGACACCUUGGAUUUUUCCAAGGGAUCACUGCUACUAAAUUAUGGUGGGUAGGAGCUGUAGCUGAGUUCCUUGCCGUUCUCCACUCUAGUUCCAUCACUCACAAACCAAGAAAGACACAAGAUCUCGGCCCGCAUACAUCACUGCAAUCUUCAAUUGACAAGAGCCCAUAUAUCAGCCUUGCCGACGACGGUAUGGUUGUUGCAGCUCAAAAGGAUGAGAUUGACACCGACAAACCACCGGCAGAGUCCACACAACAUCAUCCUGGCCAGAGUUCACAAGACAACAACUCCACUGAAAGUCUUAAAGACGACGAAAUUACUACUAGGCUGAAGAGGUCAAUAAACCAGCUAUCUCGGCAGAGCAACAAAUCAAUGUGGCUACUUGCAUACAUUGCCAUCAUCUCAACUUGUCCUCUGGUUGGUUCUCUCAUCCUCAUCAUCUUCAGAAGGAAGCUUAAAAAUGUCCUUCCAGCUUCAUGGUUUUCAGGAAGAUAGAUUCAAAAGACCAUUCUUUGUCACCCUCAUAUGUGUAUUGUGGUGACUUCUUAUAUAGUUUUGUAUUAUCUAAUAAUAACUCAUCUUUAAUGAGCUCAGAAUAUUAAUUAAUUAACUUUUGA
Dioscorea cayenensis subsp. rotundata (Guinea yam) is the source of this 1808-nucleotide messenger RNA. RefSeq names its product embryogenesis-associated protein EMB8. The transcript is spliced from 14 exons. Gene Ontology annotation, molecular function: monoacylglycerol lipase activity; short-chain carboxylesterase activity. Bases 55 to 1686 code for a protein of 543 amino acids. NCBI's taxonomy places the organism in Eukaryota, Viridiplantae, Streptophyta, Magnoliopsida, Dioscoreales, Dioscoreaceae. The record is from RefSeq and is a predicted model, not a curated record.